Molecule: messenger RNA, 1050 nt
Organism: Trachymyrmex septentrionalis
Lineage: Eukaryota; Metazoa; Arthropoda; Insecta; Hymenoptera; Formicidae
Product: odorant receptor 49b-like
Exons: 5
Coding region: 1-1050 (349 amino acids)
Biological process (GO): detection of chemical stimulus involved in sensory perception of smell; sensory perception of smell
Cellular component (GO): plasma membrane
Molecular function (GO): olfactory receptor activity; odorant binding
Source: RefSeq, a predicted model, not a curated record
AUGUCUCCACAUCGACGAUUAAUAUAUCAUGUGUAUACUAUUUUUAUACUUUUACUGAUAAAUACAUUUACAUUGUCGCAAUUCUUGGAUAUAAUUCUGAUCGUUGACAAUUCGGAAGAUUUCAUGGAUAACUUUUACAUGCUGCUUGCCAUGAUCGUUUCUUGUUUUAAAAUGUUUAGCCUGUUAAUAAAUCGUAAUAACAUCGCCAUGCUUACAAACAUUCUUAUCAAUAAACCGUGCAAAGCAUGCAAUACAGUCGAAAUAAAAAUACAACAUAAAUACGAUAAGCUAAUUGAGACAAAUACUCUGUAUUAUAUGAUCCUAGUUGAAUUAACGUGUGCAUCUACGGCUGUAGCAUCUUUGCUCACGGAUUACAGAAAAGAAAAGUUAACGUUCAGAGCGUGGCUGCCAUUUGAUUACUCCUCGACAAUGCUUUUUCAUUUUACGUAUUUUCAUCAAUUAAUAAGUUUGACAGUUGGGUCUGUCUUACAUGUUGCUUGCGAUGGUCUUAUUUGCGGAUUAUUGUUGCAUAUAUGCUGUCAACUAGAAAUAUUAAGUUGUCGUUUGAAAAAUAUUGUACAUAAUCCAAAAGUACUUCGCGAUUGUGUUACUCAGCACAAUCUUUUAUUUAAAUUUGCGUUUCUAUUAAACAAAAAAUUUAGGUUUACUAUCACUUUUCAGUUCAUAGUAAGUACAUUAGUGGUGUGCUUUACUUUAUAUCAGCUAACCAAGACAAGCGGAAAAUUCGUUGAAUUAGGAAUGUACAUGUCGUGCAUGCUGACACAAAUCUUUUUGUAUUGCUGGUAUGCAAAUGAAGUAAAAUUGAAGAGUCUACAAUUAGUUAAUGAUCUAUUUGAAAUAGAAUGGCUUACAUUAGGGCAAGAGACAAAAAAGGAUUUAUUAACAAUUGCAUUACGUAGUAGAAUGCCAAUCGAAUUCAAUAGCGCUUAUAUUAUAUCUAUGAAUCUGGAUUCGUUUGUGGGUUUGCUUAAGACAUCGUAUUCGACCUACAACAUACUUCAGCAAACACAAAAUGAUAAAGCUAACUAG